Molecule: messenger RNA, 1287 nt
Organism: Saccoglossus kowalevskii
Lineage: Eukaryota; Metazoa; Hemichordata; Enteropneusta; Harrimaniidae
Source: RefSeq, a predicted model, not a curated record
AUGACAAUGAAGAGACCAGUUAAAUUUGUGAUAGCAGGUAUACUAGUGUACGUUAUAGUGAGUCUUAUCGUUGCUACUAAAUACGUACAUUUUGAACUGUUUUCCCGAUUCCAAAAUUCAAGUCGAUUGAUGGUUAGUUCAAACACACAAUCCAAAUAUUUCAAUAAUGAAACAAAAUACUCUAGAACUCGUUAUAUCCUGCCAAUAUUACCGUGGACCCUCGGGUUGUCAUCGCUAUAUAACGGGUACUCACGGUCACUGAUGUUUGCGAUGCAAGAACAGCGUACUAUUGCCAACGUUCCUUUUCACAACCAUGGCCAAACACAGGAAGGAGGUCUUCGUGUGCAGAGAUCCUUUGAGGAAACGUUUGAUGUGAAAGAACUUGAGAAACUUUUACCGAUCGUCAAUCUCAGUGAAUACAUAAAGCACUGUGGAGUGGUACUGCCUGCCCAGAAUAUCCUCAUCCCAGACACCAGCAUUAUACGGACGAAAAAUACAAAUGUGAACACAACUUUGGAAAACUAUUACAAGCUGAGGUCAUUGGACACAGAUUAUUUAAUUAUAAUUUACCAAAACACGCGUCAUCUCUACAAAAAAUUUCUGGGCAUUCAGCUGCCCGCAAUCACUGAUUUCGUCACAGACGACUUCAAUCGCACCGCCGAUUGCAUUGGUGUAUUUCCAACCAGAGAUCUAACAUUUUCCAACGAAGAAGAGUUGGGACGAAGAAUUAUCAAACAUUGGCAACCAGCUGCAUAUGUACGUGAGAUGGCUAAUGAUGUAUUUGGAACACUGUGUGGUGGUAAAUACGUUGCAGUGCAUUGGAGAAAUAAAACAGGUGAAAGAUGCACCCCAAUUAAUCCAAACGGGAAAUGUGCAUUGAACGCUCAACGUGAGUUAAUCAUAUUAUCAAGAGCGACCCCCGACAUUGUAGACGGAGUUAUUGAGACAGUCAGGUCACAUCAACUACGAUGUAUUUAUGUGGCUUCACCGCCAUAUGAGCAGUUGUUCGUAUCAAGUCUCAAACAGAAAGACCUUGUGGUAUUUACCGUCAUGGAUCUCAUCGGUAUGUCGAAAAAGGUUGCCAAAUACAAAAAUGACAAUUACGUAUUGUCAUUACUGGAGCAACUAAUUGCUGAAUACGCCGAGGUGUUUAUUAGUAGUCGGACAUCAAAUUGGUCGUUUUACGUCGAAUAUCGAAGAGAUUUGCAAAAGAAAAUUACGGUGGCACUUCAUGAAAUAGGGGGCAGUUCGCUUGCAUUCACUCCUGAGCUUAAAAAUUUGCUUUAA